AUGCAGUGGAGCCUGUUUGUGCUCGUUCUGAUGGGCCAGUGUUGCUUCUUUGUCUGUGAGCUCUAUGAGUACCACUUCAUUGAAGAGAAAAAGACCUGGGAAGAAGCCAGGAAGUAUUGCAGAGAUCAUUACACUGACCUGGCCACAGUGUCUAACAUGACAGACAUGAAGAGACUCAAUUACUCUGCACAGAAAGGAAACGGAGCCUGGAUUGGGCUUUACAACGAAACAGAUGCCAACAGGAUGUGGCACUGGUCUCUCCCAGGGGUGGAGUACAAUGAAACUGAGCAUAAUUGGGCUGACAGUGAGCCAAAUGACAAGAAGAAACCUGAAAACUGUGUGCGGAUUGAUGAUGAUUAUGAAUGGGAGGAUGCCCCUUGUACAACUGAGAAUAAAUUUAUCUGCUACGAUGGUUUGUCUGUUAAUUCCACAGAAGGGAACAAGUCUGAUCAGUUCUUUUGUAGUGAUAAGAAGAUGACCUGGCAAGAGGCUCAGAACUACUGCAGAGAACAACAUACUGACCUGAUCAGUGGACGCAAACAGUUAGAUGCCAUAGGACAGUGCAAAGAAAACGAUACGGAGGACAGGUGGAUCGGUCUGUUCAGAGACACCUGGAGGUGGUCAGAUGGCAGCAAUGUCUCUUUUAGAUACUGGGAUCUGGACUUAUUUAAAGACGAAGAUAACAAGACUUGUGCUAUGACUCUGUUAAAUGGAAAAUGGAGCUCCGACAAAUGUAAUGAAACAAAACCCUUCAUCUGCUAUGACGACAAAGUGAUCCUGAUCAAAGAGAAAAAGACCUGGAAUGAUGCAUUGGAUUACUGCAGAAAGAACCACAGUGACCUGGUCUCCAUCACUAACCCUCAUCAGCAGAGAUGGGUCCAGGAGAGAGCCAAGAAGGCCAACACUUCCCACGUGUGGAUGGGACUGCACUACGCCUGCUUUAUGGAUUUGUGGUUUUGGGUAAAUGAUUGUGUGGUCUGCUAUGACAACUGGGCCCCAGGAGGAAGGCAGCAGGGUUGUGACAGGGCUGCAGCCAUGGACAAAGAGGGGAAAUGGUUCAAAAUGUCUGAAAAUGACACGUUUAAUUUCAUCUGCACUCUUAAGUAG
Plectropomus leopardus (leopard coralgrouper) is the source of this 1107-nucleotide messenger RNA. The record is from RefSeq and is a predicted model, not a curated record. NCBI's taxonomy places the organism in Eukaryota, Metazoa, Chordata, Actinopteri, Perciformes, Serranidae.